GAGAAAGGAAAUCGAGGCGGCCGAGGUCGUGGAGGGUACCGCGGUGCACGUGGUGAACAUCGCGAAAUUGAUGGCAGGAAUAAUGGCCGAGACAACUGGCGGGAAGCUCGAAAUGGAAGUCAGCAAGGGAGGCACUCAGGAAGGAGAAGUGAUGGAUACACUGGUUUUUCAACUGGGUCGUUUGGAGUGAUGGGCGAUGCUGACAGUAUAAACUGUAGUAGCAACUCACCCGAACUGGCUGCUGAGAUUCCGAUCGCCAGUGUGGAAGACUUUCGUUAUGAAGCGGGCCGAGAUCCGGUACAAGUAGUCGAAAGCAACCUUAAUAGUGACGGCCAAUUCAUGAAUUCCACCGAAUACAAAGAGAUUCGUGUGCAACAUGGCUCAUCCAAUAACGUGAGAGCAUCGUGCCAUGCCCUUGAUUCUGCCCAGCCAGUUCAGGAAAGCUGCUCUUAUGAAAUCGACGGUCAACGAGAAACAUUGAUUGAAACAGCGAGCAGCAUCCCCAUAAACGCCAACCUUUCAAAGUGUGAAGGAUUACCUAGAGGAGCGUGCGCACGAUCCGCCUCUUAUCACGUUGUGAGAACCGAACAAUCCUUUCCCGAAAUGGUCAAUCGAUGCAAAUCAUCGCAUUUUAUUGCACAACACAAUAUACCUGCAAACGCACCUCAUAUUAGCAUGAACUCUCUAAACGGACCAGUGACUGCAAAGUCUCCGGUUCUAAGUGCAACCAUUGAAGCGGCGAUGUAUCCUUCUGACCCAGAUUUGAAGACAGCUUUGGAGCACCAUAACGACAUUGCUAUGGAUAACGUAAAUGGAAUAGAUAUCCAUGAUUGCCAAUCCGUGCUUCCUCCACGACGUGUUCGUUCCUUAUCACAGACUAUGAUAAACGCCAGUGGAGGUGGAAGUCUGAGAGAAGAUAGGCGAUCGAGUAUGAAAAGUUCCUUCAUGAGCGUUGCCGAGGAAGAAGGAGAUGCACUUGCUGAUGGCGGAGAGGCUCAGAUCAGAUCGAUACAUAACGACGGGCAUUUCAACAAUCAUCGACUUAGCAAGGUUCGUCUAAUAUUAAAAAAAAUUUCUUUUACCGUCUUUUGA
Messenger RNA from Cooperia oncophora, 1092 nucleotides. Lineage: Eukaryota; Metazoa; Nematoda; Chromadorea; Rhabditida; Trichostrongylidae. The record is from the annotation of a GenBank genome assembly.